This is a messenger RNA of Grus americana (Whooping crane), 860 nucleotides long. It is a transcript of the gene NPW, whose product is annotated as neuropeptide W. Lineage: Eukaryota; Metazoa; Chordata; Aves; Gruiformes; Gruidae. The record is from RefSeq and is a predicted model, not a curated record. Gene Ontology annotation, molecular function: G protein-coupled receptor binding. The coding region runs from base 73 to 507 and encodes 144 amino acids. Gene Ontology annotation, biological process: feeding behavior; G protein-coupled receptor signaling pathway. The transcript has 2 exons.
GUGCCGGGGUGCACCCUUGCCCGCACCCUGCCCGCACCCUGCCCGCAGCCUGCCCGCCCGGAGCCCGGCGCGAUGGCGAGGGGGCAGCUGUCGGGGGGUGCCUGGGGGGCCCUGGUGCUGCUGGGGCUUAUGCUGCCGGCGGCGCCGGCGGGCGCCUGGUACAAGCACGUCGCCAGCCCCCGGUACCACACGGUGGGGCGCGCCUCGGGGCUGCUCAUGGGCGUCCGCCGAUCCCCCUACCUCUGGCGCCGGGAGCUGCCGGCCGAGCCCCCGCGCCGCCCCGGGGGAGCCGCGCCCGCCGCUGCCCCGCCGCCCCCGGGCCGCCCCGCCGGGGAGACCCCGCCGCCCGCCCCGCAGCCACCGCCGCCCGGCCCCGGCCGCCUCCUGCAGCGCCUGCUCCGGCGGGGCUGGGGCUGGGGCGGCCCCCGCCCGGCCCCCGCCCGGCCUCCGCCCGAUCCCCGCGGAGCUCAGCUUCUCCCGCUUGAAGACGUGGCUCUGAUCCGCUGAAGGAGAUGCUUCAAGCGCCAGAGGAGCAUUGACUGCCCGAGGUGGGGACCGUUCACCCUAGCUGGCGAGGAAGAGUCUCAUCGGCGGAUCUCCUGGUACUCUGACCUCUCUGAAACCAUAUAGACAAUUGCAUUCCAAAAAAAUCUGAUUUUUCGUGGCCGCUGUCCGGACGCAGUGGUAAAUUCAUCUUGUUUUCAGGUCAACCUAGUGCUAUAAACUUGGGGAGAAAUAAACAGGGAAGAUAUUUAUUUUUGUUUAUUUUUUUUAGAUUUCUGUACUAGCUUGUUUGCAAUAUGAUACAAACAUGUACUGUUUGCUUCCUAGGAACCUGCCCUCAUUAAAAUGAGAAUUGA